Messenger RNA from Bombus pascuorum, 1671 nucleotides. RefSeq names its product transmembrane protein 53. Gene Ontology annotation, molecular function: serine hydrolase activity. The record is from RefSeq and is a predicted model, not a curated record. The transcript has 5 exons. Bases 164 to 1111 code for a protein of 315 amino acids. Lineage: Eukaryota; Metazoa; Arthropoda; Insecta; Hymenoptera; Apidae.
UAAAUAUAUAUUUCAUACUACAUUUUCAUUAACCUAAUUGAAGUCUUAAUUCGCUUUUAUAUACUAUUUAACAAAUUAAAAAGUUUCAAUAUUGUAUUACUAUUAUUAGAAAUCUCCAUCAAAUCUCUGGGCUACAGCAUAAAGUGUAUUUUAAUUAGUAAUAAUGAUAGUUGGGAGGAUGUUAUUACCUACUCUUGCUAGAACAAGAUUAAGUUCCUAUGCAAGACCACAAUUGUUAAAGCAGAGACAAGAUUUGACUUUAUUUUUAUUAGUAUGUAAAUUAUCAAACUAUCAUAUUACAAAAAAUAUUGAAUAUAUUUCACAAAACAAUGUAAUUAGAAAUGGUACAGCUGUACAGAAUUUUAAUAACGGAGAGAAUAAACCUCUAUUAGUUUUACUUAGUUGGUUGUUACCAAAACGUAAGCAUGUUCUGAAAUAUGCAGAUUUGUAUUUGGGACAAGGGUUUGAUGUCGUGAUAGUAUCAAUUACUCCUUGGCAACUAUUAUGGCCCACAAAAGGAUCUAGGCUGGUUGCAGCAGACUUGAUAGAGUUUUUGAUAAAACAUCAGAAUUAUCAACAAAUACUAUUACAUGGAUUUUCAGUAGCUGGAUAUAUGUGGGGAGAAGUAUUGGAUUUAUUGCAGAAUGACCCUAAAAAAUGUAACAAUAUAAUCAAUAGGAUUGUUGGUCAAGUAUGGGAUAGUUUGGCUGAUGUGAGUGAAUUAACAAUAGGUGCACCACGUGCUAUGUUUCCAACAAAUGAAAUGCUACAAAAUAUGUGCCAAAAGUAUUUAGAAUAUCAUAUGAAAACUUUUUAUAAACCAUCUACUCAGUAUUAUAUAAGGUCUAGUCAAUUGUUUCAUACAAAUUUAGUGCAUAGUCCAGCAUUAUUUUUUAUAAGUAAAACAGACCCAGUGGGUUCAUUAACAAGUAAUCUAAGAGUAAAGGAAAGCUGGGAUUCUUUGGGUGUAAAGAUUUAUGUUAAGAUAUUUGAAAAUUCCCCACACGUUGAACAUUAUCGUAAAUACCCAAAAGAAUAUGUUGCAGAACUGUAUGCGUUUUUGAAUAAAUUAAAUUUGAUGCAAAAUAAAAAAAAAAUGGCACAAUUUUAAAUGUGCUAUAUGAAGUCUUAUUACUUAUAUUCUUAAAAGAUAUUCAAAACAGUAUAUUUACGAAAUAUGUAGUUCUUUAAUAUAGAUUUUGAUACAAAUUUUUAUAUAUAAAUAAAAGCAAGUUAUUUAUAAUCAAUUGAAACUUUUUAACCAGUCUCAUCCGUGAAUUUCAUUAUCUGUAAGUAAAAACACAUGUUUCUGUUAAUAAUAUUAAAAGUAUAAUCAAUUUUAUAGCAAGAAACAAAAAAGUGUUCAUUUAAACAGGUAUAAUAAAAAGGAAAAGGUACUUUAUGAACUACAUAUUUUAUAAUAGUUUUAAACUUAUUUGAUGAAUUCCGUCUUUAGCAGUCAUAUAUACACGAAUACUUACUUUCUUUUUUACAGUAACUAUUUUUCAACCAUGAUGCUAAUUGCAACUUAUAUAGUACACAAGAAAAAUGUGCGUUUUAUGCAUUGAAUGUUAGUUAUUGAAUUAUGUCAUUACAAAAAUGGUUAUUCAUAAUAUGUUACUUAUUAUACAAUGUAUACAUUUAAAUAUGAUAAAAUUUGAGUUAAUUAAA